AUGGCGUCGUCAAUCAGAUCUUCUGCAUUUCAAUUGCUACACCGGGGUAGAUCCUCCCUGGCACGCACACCUCAGCGACGAUGGGCGCAGGUGCAUGAUGUGCGCUUCCUUGCCACGCAUCACGAUCCGAAUCACAUCCUGGACAGAUACAAGUCGAAGCUGGACAGGAAGGCUAAAGAAGAAGGUCAUGGCUCAGUAGAGUCUCUCAAGGAAGCCUACAAGGACAAGAUUCAAGGCCUCCGCCGCAACGCAGCUACGCCUCUCACCCCAGAGCCAACUACACCUCCUUCCUCCCCGAAGUCUUCCUCUGCCGCCCAUCCACCACCCCCUCCCACACCACCGCCAUCUCCCAAGACCGCCGCCGCCGCAGCGUCCGUCUCAGGCUCCUCCACAGGCAUCAAGCCGCUCAGCUCCUACCUCGACGUCGAGAAAGUCCUCGCCCUCCCCCAGAAGGAGAUAGAAGCCCUCUGGCGCCUCCGCCACGCCAACAACCCCAACUCGAUCUGCGCCUGCAUCCCACUAGAAACCUACCAGCGCAUCGCCUCCGCCGCCCGCCACAACCCGCAAUUCAUCCUCCCCCUCCCCCGCUCCUCAACCGAGCAAGCACCCGCCGAGGACGGCUCCACCGUGGACCCCAACGCCGUCGGCGCAGACAUCCACUUCUUGCAGUGGGCGUUCCACCCGCCUGCCUCCCCCGCCUCCGGCGCUUCAGCGAACAACCACACUUCCACGGUGAUCUUCACCCAGCUGGCCGCAUACAAGCUGCACGGUGCGUUUGCGCAGCCGCAUACGACGAUCACGCACCACCUCGAUCUGGCGGAUGAGAAGGGGUUGGUUCUGAUGUAUGGGCACGUCAUGCCGGAUUCGGGGAUCUCGACGACCGAGGCGAGCUGGUUGGUGAGCUGUUUGCAGCGGUUUUAUGAUUUCGAGGGCCAGGCGAGUGGGCGGAAGGGGGAGCUGGUGCGCAUGUUUACUCGCGGUGAUGUGCAGGGGUUCAAGAUGGAGGAGUUGAUGGAGGAGGCGGAGAGGCUGUAG
This is a messenger RNA of Aspergillus pseudoviridinutans, 1035 nucleotides long. RefSeq names its product ATP11 family protein. Gene Ontology annotation, cellular component: mitochondrion. Bases 1 to 1035 code for a protein of 344 amino acids. Gene Ontology annotation, biological process: mitochondrial proton-transporting ATP synthase complex assembly. The transcript has 2 exons. The record is from RefSeq and is a predicted model, not a curated record. NCBI's taxonomy places the organism in Eukaryota, Fungi, Ascomycota, Eurotiomycetes, Eurotiales, Aspergillaceae.